Molecule: messenger RNA, 930 nt
Organism: Ectocarpus sp. CCAP 1310/34
Lineage: Eukaryota; Phaeophyceae; Ectocarpales; Ectocarpaceae
Source: the annotation of a GenBank genome assembly
AUGGACUGCACUUUGCUAGAGAGGAAAAAGCGUCUGCAGCAUGGCUAUGAUGACACCCCGUAUCAAGAUUGUUUCCCCGUGUUUAUCCCAGAGAGUGACGCUGCGAAUGUGGCUGGUGUUUUGGAUAGCAUUGAUGAGGGUGCUGAUUUUGACUUGGGCGCGGACGCGCUUGGCCCUGGUGCGUCACCGUUUGCUCUUGGUUCGACUGAAAAGUCCGUUGACAUCAACCGCUUCCACCGCUCCCUUGCCCACGCUUGCGAGCCUCUUUUCAGAGGAACUGCCCAGCAGAGAGGCAUCGUGCUCACGGGCAAGCUGGAACCGUGCACGGACUGCAUGAGGGCGAAGGGCAGGCGAGGGUCGGUGCCGCGGGGGGCGGGAGCGCGGGCGUCUAAGCACCUCGGGCGUGUUCACCUGGACCUGUGUGGACCGCUGAUACCCUUCCUAGGCGGCAACCUCUACCUGUUCGUUACCGUGGACAGCGCCUCGUGGUGGAACAAGGUCUACGGUCUCCGGCGGAAGUCCGACGCGCUGGCGGCAACGAAAAGGCUGCUGGCGGACGUGGGGCGGUACGACCUCGGGCGCAUCGAGUGUUUCCGCGUCGACAACGGCACCGAGUGGACCCGCGGCGACUUCCGGCGCUUCUGCGACGACAACGGCAUCGGCGUCGAGUUCACACCUCCUGGCGUUCCACAGUACAACGGCGUCGUCGCAAGCGCCAUCUGGCGCAUCAUGAAGGCCGGCAUGGCCGCUCGCCGCAGCGCUGGCCGUGUGUUCAACGUCGACUUCGCCUCCAUCCCCGGCCUUGACGAGCGCGGUGACCGUUUUUGGAUGGAAUCGGCGAGUUUGGCGGCGCUCGCCGCACGAGAUGUUCACCGGCGAGCAGGGGCCUUUCCGCGUGCUGCCGUUCUUCCAGCCCGGCUUCAUGCGUGA